AUGGCCUCCAAGGCAGUUGCGAAGGCUGCGACAGCUGCGGCAGGCGGAGUUGUGGAGAUCUCCAAGAAACACACCCUCCAGUCCACCGGCAUCUGGGAACGCAUCCGCCGCUCCCUCUCCAUCGACCCCAACCGCUCCACCGGCGUGCCCUUGAACCCGACCUUCCGCAACCCGGCGCCCGGCGCCCGCGACCCCCUCACCUACGACGACCCCGUCACCGUCCCCGCGGGCGACAUCGCCGACAACCCGUACUGGAAGCGCGACGCCCGCCGCAACUACCCGGCCCUGAGCGUCGUCAACCAGGCCGACGUCGUCAGCCUGCUGUCCGUCGGCUCCGCCGCGAACCCCCGCGUCGAGCUCAUCGGCGAGGCCGGCGAGAAGGCCCUCGUCGCCGCACAGGCGGAGGCCAAGGCCUCGGGCCUGGCGCCCUACCUCGAGAAGAACGCCGCCCGGGCCGUCGAGGCGAGCAAGGAGACGCUCUUCACCAACGGGCUUCCCCCCACGCCCAGCGGACACGACUUGAAGAGCGGGAAGUGGGAUGUGCACAAGUACAAGGUCAACGAGGACCAGUCUUACGGCGACGGGUGA
Molecule: messenger RNA, 588 nt
Organism: Colletotrichum karsti
Lineage: Eukaryota; Fungi; Ascomycota; Sordariomycetes; Glomerellales; Glomerellaceae
Product: nadh-ubiquinone oxidoreductase kda subunit
Exons: 2
Coding region: 1-588 (195 amino acids)
Source: RefSeq, a predicted model, not a curated record